AUGGGACAUUCUCCAUCCGGUGGAGGAAGAGGACAUGUGACUCCUCAGAAAGUCAAGAGCAACUCGAGUUCAACAGUUGUGAAACAUCUAUUUUCAACAAAAGAUGAAAACGAUUGGAAGGCAAGAUCGUCGUACAAAGAUGCCGAGGAAAGAGUGAUUGACUAUAUCCAAGCUUCUGGAAUGAAAUGUUCAGAAGACAUGGUGAAAUCAAUUCGAGAUGGAAAGUCGAUCGACUUCAAUGCAAUCGCUCCAAGAUUGAACACUCCAACUCAAAGAUCAGCAUACUUCAAGACAAACAAGAGAUCCGUCAAAUCAAACAUCAUGCUGAAGUUUGUGACGAAGGUGAUGGAUAUCAAGCUUCAAGGUGAAGCCGAUUUCACAGCUACUCUUGAAGAUCCAAUCGAACUCUUGAAACGUAUUGAACAUUUCAUGAAGAAGAGUGCUGAUGCUGAGUAUGAUUUCUUGGAUUUCUGGGAAGCGAAUCAAAAGUUCUUUGCUAUGAAGCAAGGAACAACGGAAAACUUGAUGCAUUUCAAGGAACGAUUCUUGAGAC
Messenger RNA from Cylindrotheca closterium, 553 nucleotides. Lineage: Eukaryota; Bacillariophyta; Bacillariophyceae; Bacillariales; Bacillariaceae. The record is from the annotation of a GenBank genome assembly.